This is a messenger RNA of Parnassius apollo (apollo), 246 nucleotides long. Lineage: Eukaryota; Metazoa; Arthropoda; Insecta; Lepidoptera; Papilionidae. The record is from the annotation of a GenBank genome assembly.
AUGAAGAAAGAGAAAGAUGGCAUUAGAAAAAAGUUGUAUAGAAUAAUGAAAAAUAAGAAAAAAAAUGAAAAUAUAUCGACUGAAGAAAAAGUAGAACAAUUAGUAGAAAAUGUUAAUACACGUGAAGAAAUUAAAGAGCGACUAAUGUUUGGUGAAAUACUUUCAAGAAGUGUUGGAGAAGGGUACAAGUGCUUGAGGAAAAAGGAUAAGAAAGAAUUCUCUAAUGUGGUUAUGACGGAAAAAUAA